This is a messenger RNA of Schizosaccharomyces osmophilus, 1623 nucleotides long. It is a transcript of the gene gga22, whose product is annotated as Golgi localized Arf binding gamma-adaptin-like protein Gga22. NCBI's taxonomy places the organism in Eukaryota, Fungi, Ascomycota, Schizosaccharomycetes, Schizosaccharomycetales, Schizosaccharomycetaceae. The transcript has 5 exons. Gene Ontology annotation, molecular function: ubiquitin binding; phosphatidylinositol binding. The record is from RefSeq and is a predicted model, not a curated record. Gene Ontology annotation, biological process: Golgi to endosome transport; protein transport to vacuole involved in ubiquitin-dependent protein catabolic process via the multivesicular body sorting pathway; Golgi to vacuole transport. Bases 1 to 1623 code for a protein of 540 amino acids. Gene Ontology annotation, cellular component: trans-Golgi network.
AUGUCGAGUUCAAAACGCAAGCUUUACCGUUUAAUUCAAAAUGCUACGGAACCAUUCACGUUUGAGCCCGACUUGGCUCUAAACUUGGACAUCACUGACUUGAUCAAUCAAGCGCAGGGAAAUAUUCCUCGUGAAGCUGCUUUCGCAAUUGUCAGAAAAGUCAAUGAUCGAAAUCCAACAGUAGCUUAUCUAGCCCUGAAUCUUCUCGAUAUUUGUGUGAAAAACUGUGGUUAUGCAUUUCAUUUGCAAAUCGCUACCAAAGAGUUCCUCAACGAAUUCGUCCGUCGAUUUCCUGAAAGGCCUCCCUCUCGUUUAAAUAAAAUUCAGAUUAUGAUCCUUUCUCUUAUUGAAGAAUGGCGACGAACCAUUUGCCGUACCGAUCGUUACAAUGAAGACCUAGGUUUCAUCCGAGACAUGCACAGACUCUUGUCUUACAAAGGUUAUACAUUCCCUGAAAUAGCAAAAGAUAACCUUGCUGUGUUAAGUCAAAAAUCAGUGCUGAAAACUGCUGAAGAACUUGAAAAAGAAGACCGCGAUGCCAUGUCCGCCAAACUUCAGGAGCACAUUCGUCGUGGUACCCCUCACGAUCUUAUGGAAGCCAACAAACUUAUGAAGGUAAUGGCCGGUUAUGACUCCGAACAUAAACGCCGAUACAAGGAACAUGUCUUGGUCGAGCUCGAAAAGGUAAAGAGAAAAGCCUCCCUUUUUGGUGAAAUGCUUAAUGAAAUAAAAGAAUCGGAUAAGCUCACCGCGGGUGAUUUGUACGAAGAACUUGCUUAUUCCCUCAAAGCUGCUGUCAUUAAAGUGGACAAGAUUUUGGAAGAGUUGGACUCUUCAGAUGAAUAUUACAGUAGCGUUAUAGACCUUAAGUCUUUAAUUCUCGCUUUACUCAGCCAAUAUGACCAUCUUUUGAAAGGCGACUUUCACUCUGCGCAGCAUACAUCUUCGAAUGCUCAUUCUCUCCUUCAAUCAACCUCUAACCUUUCUAAGGAUGCAAAUGAGAAUAUCGCAACCGAUCCGGCUCCCACUCCUGCAUCUCAGUCUGCCAUGGACUUGCUAAUAGACUUAGAUGUUGGCUCAUCUAUACAACCCAACACUUCAAAUGCUCAGAUACCCUUCGUCCAGAAUAGCAGUCCUCUCCAUUUGCCUACUGGUAUACCAAACUCUGUCGAUAGAACUGAAACACCUCCAGCUGUGGGCGCAAUUUCUCUGUCUGAAAACUUUUCAAACAUGUCUUUAUCAUCUCACCAAGCAGAUCCUUCAGGCACCAACGUUUUGCCUACUACUGUUUUUUCUAAUGAACAUGUGAUGUUCCAAUUGGCACCUAAAAAAGUUUGUGAUGGAAGAUAUGUUUUACUUGCUACUUAUUCCAAUUCCAAUUCUUCUAAAAGUAUCGAAGACUUACAAUCUUUUAUUGCUUUACCCAAAAAGUAUGCUUUGGAAUUAAAACCUCAGUCUGGCACUCGCUUGUCUCCGUUGCAACAAAAUGGGAUUCAUCAGGAAAUGUUCGUUUCCAACGUAUCUACGGAUACUCCUGAAUUACCUAUGCGGUUUAAGUUUACAUACUACGUGAACAACGUCCAAGAAGAACAUACGGGACAGUCGACGGUUAAACUGAAUUAG